Tarenaya hassleriana is the source of this 830-nucleotide messenger RNA. RefSeq lists its product as uncharacterized. The coding region runs from base 63 to 581 and encodes 172 amino acids. The record is from RefSeq and is a predicted model, not a curated record. NCBI's taxonomy places the organism in Eukaryota, Viridiplantae, Streptophyta, Magnoliopsida, Brassicales, Cleomaceae. The transcript has a single exon.
CCCUAAAAACUCUCUCUCUCUCUCUCUCUCUCUCUCUCUCUCUCUCUCUCUCUAAGAUUACAAUGGAAGUGUGUUCAACGGUCGCGACAAAGAAGCUCGCAAGCAUGGCGAAGCUAAUCCUCUUCACGAUUCAGAAGGUCUCCGAGACCUCACGGCACAAGCUCCUCUCGAUCUCCACCGUCGAUCUCCUGAAACGUGGCAAGAUCCUACGCAAGUCUCUGAACGACGCCGUUUCCGUCUCCCACUCCCGCCUCUCCUGCCGUCCCACGCACGACGACGUCCACGCAUCCUUCAUCUCUCCCGUCCCGAUCUUGGAGUACGAGUUCAGCUGUAGUAGCACCCCACCGAGGCGUUCCUACACCCCCGUCUACGUCAGACGUAAGCCUAUCAGCAAGCGCCACAUGUACCUCAGGUAUAACACCCUUCCCAAGGCGAGAGACGUCCGACACGUGGCGGUUGUUGAGGUGGCGAGCAACGGUACUGCGGGGAGCUGCCACGUGGACAGGGACGCGGAGGAGUUUAUUCAGAGGUUUUAUAGGCAGUUGAGGCUGCAGAAGUGGAUGAUGGCUCAAGAUAAUUGAAUAUAUAUAUAUAUAUAUAUAUAUAUAUCAGUAUUAGGAUUUGUAUCAAUUCAUAUAUAUAUAUAUAUAUAUAUAUCGUGAUUUCAUUAGAUUUGGUUAAUGCAUGUUUGUAUUUUAUGUGUUUGUGUUCUAAUGUCGUGUUUGUUGUCGGAUAUUUUUAGAGAAAUCGUCGGUCCGAACGAGCAUGUGUGUAUAUAUAGUGUAUAUGCUAUAUUAUAUAUUAUAAUAAAUCAACAUUUACAUUAUCCU